Messenger RNA from Chrysochloris asiatica (Cape golden mole), 643 nucleotides. It is a transcript of the gene GLRX2, whose product is annotated as glutaredoxin 2. Lineage: Eukaryota; Metazoa; Chordata; Mammalia; Afrosoricida; Chrysochloridae. Bases 1 to 483 code for a protein of 160 amino acids. The record is from RefSeq and is a predicted model, not a curated record. The transcript has 4 exons.
AUGUCCUGGCGCCGUGCGUUUCUGGUUGGGACGCGGCUUGCCAGGCACGGAAACAGGAACAACUCGGCUGGAGGUCUCCGCGGGACGGCGAGAGCAGCAGCCUCUGGGAUGGGGAGUAGCAUAUCAUCAUGGUGGGGGAAAUCAGCAACGGCUCCUGUGAACCAGAUCCAAGAAACAAUUUCAGAUAAUUGUGUGGUGAUUUUCUCAAAAACAUCUUGCUCUUAUUGUACAAUGGCUAAAAAGCUUUUCAAUGACAUAAACAUUAACUAUAAAGUAGUGGAAUUGGACAUGCUUGAAUAUGGAAACCAGUUUCAAGACGCUCUUUUCAAAAUGACAGGUGAAAGAACUGUUCCAAGAAUAUUUGUCAAUGGAGCUUUUAUUGGAGGUGCAACAGACACUCACAGACUUCAUGAAGAAGGGAAAUUGAUUCCACUAGUCCAUCAGUGUUAUUUAAAAAAAAGUAAUAGAAAAGAAUUUCAGUGAUGGAGUUAUUCGUAACUUUCCUAAUAAAAUAUCAGUUAUUUAAAGUGUUAAUGCUUGAUAAUGCCUUUUAAAUGUUUGAAGAUGAUUUAAAUAUAUGAAUUAUCAUCACAAAAGACUAAGGUAUAGAAAAUAAUGAACAAUAAAUUCCUGCUGAAACCUC